AUGAGUCUGGACGAGGACGCCCGAUGGCUGGAGUGGGUCACCAAACAGUUCGAGACCAUCGCCGGAGACGACAAAGAGAUCGACAUCGACGAGUUUAAGAAGGCUCUCAAGGUCAAAGAGUCUUUCUUCGCCGAGCGUUUCUUCGCUCUGUUCGACUCGGACGGCAGCAGCUCCAUCAGUCUGGACGAGCUGCUGGAGGCUCUGGAGCUCCUGAUCCACGGCAGCGAAACCGACAAGCUGCGGUUCCUGUUCCAGGUCUACGAUGUGGACGGCAGCGGCUCCAUCGAUCCAGACGAGCUGAGGACGGUCCUGAAGUCCUGCCUGAGAGAGAGCGCCAUCUCCCUGCCGGAGGAGAAGCUGGACGACCUGACGCUGGCGCUGUUCGAGUCAGCCGACAAAGACAACAGCGGCUCCAUCACCUUCGAGGAGCUCAAGGCCGAGCUGGAGAACUUCCCAGAGGUGAUGGAGAACCUCACCAUCAGCGCUGCCAACUGGCUGAAGCCUCCCGAAGUGGACCCGAAGAAGCGCCAGACCCCUCGGUACCUGACCCGGGUCUACUGGCAGAACAACAGCCGGAAGCUGCUGUUCCUGUGCGUCUACGCCCUCCUCAAUCUGCUGCUGUUCGUCGGCGCCAUGCUGCAGAACAGCCACGGCGGCGCCUGGUUCAUGGUGGCCAAAGGCUGCGGACAGUGUCUCAACUUCAACUGCACCUUCGUCAUGGUGCUGAUGCUGCGACGCUGUUUAACCUGGCUGAGGGCCACAUGGGUGGUGAGAGUCUUGCCUCUGGACCAGAACAUCCUGCUGCAUCAGAUCGUUGGCUACGCCAUCCUCGGCUUUACUCUGGUGCACACCACCGCCCACGUCUUCAACUUUGGUACAAACACAAACACAAAGACCAGUACGUUCAGCCUGUGGGAGUACCUGCUGACCACCCGUCCAGGGAUCGGCUGGGUCAAGGGGACGGCCUCUCUGACCGGAGUCGUGCUGCAGGUGGUGAUCUGCCUCAUGGUGCUCUGCUCCAGCACCUUCGUACGGCGCAGCGGACAUUUUGAGGUGUUUUACUGGUCUCACCUGUCCUUCAUCUGGGUCUGGUCCCUGCUCCUGGUCCACUGUGCCAACUUCUGGAAGUGGUUCCUGGUUCCCGGCCUGGUCUUCAUCCUGGAGAAGAUCGUGGGCAUCGCCGUGUCUCGUAUGGGAGGUCUGUACAUCGUGGAGGUCAACCUGCUGCCGUCCAAGGUGACUCAUCUGGUCAUCAAGCGUCCGCAGUUCUUCCACUUCAAACCGGGCGACUACGUCUACAUCAACAUCCCGGUGAUCGCCAAGUACGAGUGGCAUCCGUUCACCAUCAGCAGUGCUCCGGAGCAGUCAGAUGCUCUCUGGCUUCACAUCCGUUCGAUGGGUCAGUGGACCAACCGGCUGUACGAGUACUUCAGGCAGCCGGAGACUGAGGCGAUGAAUCCGAAGCGACUGGCGACGAGCCUGAGGAACCGCCGGCAGCUGCUGAAGGCUCAGAUGUCGGCCAAGCUGGGUGAGAACCACAGAUUCUGCAACAUCAAGUGUUAUGUAGACGGACCGUACGGGACUCCGACACGACAGAUCUUUGCCUCCGAACACGCCGUCCUGAUCGGGGCCGGCAUCGGGAUCACGCCUUUCGCCUCCAUCCUGCAAAGCAUCAUGUACAGGUACCGCAGGAGGAAGCAGAACUGUCCCAACUGUAACUACUCCUGGUGUGAAAACAUCAAGGACAGCGAGAUGAAGCUGCGCAAAGUCGACUUCAUCUGGAUCAACAGAGACCAGAAGUCAUUUGAGUGGUUUGUUAGUUUGCUGACCAAACUGGAGAUGGACCAGGCCGACGAGGAGCCCGAAGGUCGCUUCCUGGAGAUGCACAUGUACAUGACGUCAGCGCUCAGUAAGAACGACAUGAAGGCCAUCGGCCUGCAGAUGGCGCUCGACCUUCUGGCCAAGAAGGAGAAGAGAGACUCCAUCACCGGGCUCAGAACCAGAACCCAGCCAGGACGGCCCGAGUGGGGGAAGGUGUUUCAGAAGGUGUUUGAGGAGAACAAAGGGAAGGUCCACGUGUUCUACUGCGGUUCUCCGGCUCUGGCCAAAGUCAUCAAGGCCCAGUGUGAACACUUCGGCUUCAACUUCUACAAGGAGAACUUCUGAGGAGCUCCAUGCUGUCGACACGCAGCUUUGGUUUGAAACAUUUUACACCUAAACAAGCUCAAGCUAACUUAAACCAGCUAACAUUAUCCUCUGAGUGUUGCUCUGCGACACCGUCUGAAACUCAAACACGAAACAUCUCAGUGCACGAUUCUCACUCUGUUGUUGUUGUUUUUGUUGUUGUUGUUGUUGCGUCUGUGCUGCCUUCACUGCCUGCAGGACCAGAAAGGUACCGAAGCAUCGACUCUCCUUUGGGUUAAAGGUUAAAAGUGUCCACAUGAGUCAGAGUCAAUGUAAAGAUGAAUGUAUGAUGUAACAAUCAUCUGUUGUUGUUUCUGCCUCCGUAUGUGUCACAGCAUCAUGUUAGCUGCUGAAUCCAACACAGAGCCUUUAAAAAGUAUUUAUCUCCCUGGAAGUGUUUAUAGACUUUCAACAUUAAAUCCUGUUCUAUUUAUUUUGACUUUAAAAAAAACCAAAAACGUAUACCAAAUAUUUUAACUAACCAACAUUACUUUGCAGAAAUCUGUCGUCACUUUUGAGUCUUUUUUGUAAGCUCCUCCACAUGUAGAGAAUGAAUCAGGUGAUGACGUCUGUUGUUUUCUCCUCUUAUUAAAGGAUCAUUCAAAAGCU
Molecule: messenger RNA, 2793 nt
Organism: Stegastes partitus (bicolor damselfish)
Lineage: Eukaryota; Metazoa; Chordata; Actinopteri; Pomacentridae
Gene: nox5
Product: NADPH oxidase, EF-hand calcium binding domain 5
Exons: 15
Coding region: 1-2166 (721 amino acids)
Biological process (GO): defense response; superoxide anion generation
Cellular component (GO): plasma membrane; NADPH oxidase complex
Molecular function (GO): superoxide-generating NAD(P)H oxidase activity; calcium ion binding
Source: RefSeq, a predicted model, not a curated record